Molecule: messenger RNA, 2313 nt
Organism: Colletotrichum gloeosporioides
Lineage: Eukaryota; Fungi; Ascomycota; Sordariomycetes; Glomerellales; Glomerellaceae
Product: Homoaconitase
Exons: 15
Coding region: 1-2313 (770 amino acids)
Biological process (GO): L-lysine biosynthetic process
Molecular function (GO): homoaconitate hydratase activity; 4 iron, 4 sulfur cluster binding
Source: RefSeq, a predicted model, not a curated record
AUGCUUCCCGUUAGACGAGCCGUGGCCUUCCACGCCGCGCGAACCUGCCGACAGUUCCUCCCCAGACACGUUGCUGCUCCGCGACCGAUCCGAUCGAGUCUGUACACGACUUCUGCCCGUUUGCGACAGAAUGCCUUCCACUCCCAGCUUGAGAGCCACGCUGCCGCGGGGCCCAGCGUCAUCCAGAACCCCCAGACUAUGACGGAAAAGAUCGUACAGAACUACUCUGUCGGUCUUGCGCCUGGGAAGAAGGUUCGCACGGGUGACUAUGUCACCUUGCAACCGCACAAGAUCAUGACCCACGACAACAGUUGGCCGGUCGCUCUCAAGUUUAUGGGUCUGGGUGCUACGAAGUUGCAUGACAAGGAUCAAGUUAUCUUGACCUUGGAUCAUGACGUUCAAAAUAAGAGCGACGGCAACUUGAAGAAAUAUAGACUCAUCGAGGAAUUCGGGAAGAAGCACGGCACGUUCUUUUCCGGAGCCGGAGAUGGUAUUGGGCAUCAAAUCAUGGUUGAGAAUGGAUUUGCCUGGCCUGGAACUGUAACUGUGGCCUCGGACAGCCACAGCAACAUGUACGGCGGAGUCGGCGCAUUGGGAACUGCGCUCGUACGAACUGAUGCCGCAGCCGUUUGGGCUACUGGAAAGACUUGGUGGCAGGUACCCCCGAUCGCUAAGAUCACUCUCACUGGAACUCUGCGCCCAGGAACUACUGGAAAGGAUAUCAUCGUGGCACUCUGCGGUCUCUUCAACAAGGACGAAGUUCUGAACCAUAGCGUUGAAUUCGUCGGAAGCGAAGAGACGAUGCGAAGCAUACCAGUUGACGACCGAUUGACCGUUGCUAACAUGACCACCGAACACGGCGCUGCUGCCGGCAUCUUUCCCAUGGACUCGGUUUUGAAGGCAUGGAUGACGGCCAAGGCUACCACCAACGCUAUGCUCAACGUGGAGGGGCCUGCCAAGACAAACUUCACCCAUGAGCGUAUCGAGAAACUCUUUGAGAAUCCCGUGACAGCCGACCCAGGCGCAGUCUACGCCAAGGAACUAUACCUGAACCUCGACACCCUCUGCCCCUUCGUUGCCGGUCCCAACUCUGUCAAGGUCGCAACACCUUUGCAUGAUCUUGAAGCACAAGAUAUCAAGGUCAACAAGGCAUAUCUGGUUUCAUGCACGAACUCCCGUGCCUCAGACAUCGCAGCUGCAGCUCGCGUUUUCCGUGAGGCUGCUGAGAAGGGUUCACCGGCCAAAGUGGCUCCCGGUGUGAAGUUCUACUUGGCUGCUGCCUCUCGCACAGAACAAGCAGCUGCAGAAGCUUCCGGAGACUGGGAGGUUCUCACCGAUGCUGGUGCACAAAUCUUACCUGCGGGCUGCGGCCCCUGCAUCGGGUUGGGCACCGGCCUGCUUGAGCCAGGUGAAGUCGGAAUUUCAGCCUCUAACCGCAACUUCAAGGGUCGCAUGGGUUCAACUGACGCUAAGGCCUAUCUGGCCAGCCCUGAAGUCGUUGCAGCCAGUGCAUUGCAGGGCAAGAUCGCGGGACCGGGCUGGUACCAGAAGCCGGAGGGCGUCGACAAGGUCAUUAUCGGCGAGGGUGUUGGUGACAUCACCGCCGACAUCUCUAGCAGCAUCGAGGAUGCUCUUGAGAAGCUGAUCUCUCAAGCCGACGACCUCAUUGCUGAGUCCGAGAAGGGCUUUUCAGGUGCCCCUGAAGGCGAGGCUGCUGCCGCUAAUGGUGAGGAGACGCUGACCGAUGUGCUUCCCGGAUUCCCCGAGAAGAUUGAGGGCGAGAUCGUCUUUUGCGAUGCAGACAACCUCAACACUGAUGGAAUCUACCCCGGAAAAUACACGUACCAAGACGACGUCACAACCGAGAAGAUGGCGGAAGUCUGUAUGGAGAAUUACGACACAGAGUUCCGUCAUAUUGCCAAGGCAGGAGAUGUCCUUGUUUCUUCGUACAAUUUUGGUACCGGCUCAUCGAGAGAGCAAGCCGCGACCGCUAUUCUCGCCAAGGGCAUUCCCAUGGUCAUCGCUGGCAGCUUUAGCAACAUCUUUAGUCGUAACAGCGUCAAUAACGCGCUGAUGGCACUCGAAGUCCCGAAGCUGGUCGAGCGUCUGCGCGAAGCAUUCAAGGACGAGAAGGAGAAGGUUCUUACCCGUCGCACGGGAUGGAAGGUUCUUUGGGACGUCAAGAGGAGCAAGGUUGUCGUCACGGAGAAGGACGGCGCGAGCUGGAGCGUCAAGGUCGGCGAGCUGCCGCCCAACGUACAAGAAAUCAUCGCCAAGGGUGGUCUUGAGAAGUGGGUGAAGAGUCAGAUUUGA